CUUUCCCCUCCCUCCUCGCCCCCCUCCCCUUCCCCUCGCAUCCUUGGAAGCAACAAUUAAGCAGCUCUGGGAUAAAACACACAGCCCGCGGGAGCACGGGGGCAUUGCUUCAAGAGAUGGCAAGGCAGGCAGCUGCACCCCUCCUCCCCGGAGUCCUCCUCCUCCUCUCCAUCCUCCCGGCUACUCAGCAAGGAGGGGUUCCUGGUGCUAUCCCGGGAGGGGGAGUCCCAGGAGCAGGCUUUUUCCCAGGUGCUGGAGUUGGAGGUUUGGGAGCAGGACUCGGGGCUGCAGGAAAACCUCCCAAACCAGGGGUCGGAGGACUUGGGGGGGUCGGAGGACUUGGGGGACUCGGCCCCCUUGGCCUGCAGCCAGGUGCUGCGGGUCUGUUCCCCGGAGCCUUCCCCGGGGCGGCGUUCCCGGGAGCUGCCUCGGCCGCGGCGCUCAAGGCUGCAGCCAAAGCUGGUGCUGGCAUUGGAGGCGUGGGUGGAAUUGGUGGUCCUGGUGGCCUCGGGGUCUCCACAGGUGCCGUGGUACCGGGCGCGGUGCAGCCCGGCCUUGGCGCGGCAGGGAAACCCCCUAAAAUACCAGGUGCUGGGAUUCCUGGAGCUUUUCCGGGUGGCGUGCUCCCCGGCGCAGGUGUUCGCUUCCCUGGCGUGGGAGUGCUGCCCGGGGUCCCCACUGGAGCUGGAGUCAAGCCUAAAGCCCCAGGAGCUGGAGCCUUUGGAGGAAUUCCCGGACUGGGAGGUUUUGGAGGUCAGCAGCCCGGUGUCCCUCUGGGUUAUCCCAUCAAAGCUCCUAAGCUCCCAGGUGGCUAUGGACUGCCCUACACCAAUGGCCUCAGGCCCGGCGGGAUAGGAGCCGGCCUCCUGGCAGGAAAGGCAGGAUACCCCACCGGGACAGGGGUCGGAGCACAGGCAGCAGCAGCGAAGGCAGCAGCAAAACUUGGAGCUGGUGUCCUGCCCGGCGUUGGCGGCAUCCCAGGAGUUGCACCCGGUGUUGGCAUCGGCGGUGUCCCAGGAGUUGGAGUCGGAGGACCGGCAGCGGCGGCGGCAGCAGCAAAGGCAGCGGCAAAGGCGGGAGCUUUUGGUGCUGGGGCAGUGCCUGGAGUCGGAGGUGUCCCUGGCUUGGUGCCCGGUGUCGGAGGUGUCCCCGGGGCGGUGCCCGGUGUCGGAGGUGUCCCCGGGGUGGCAGGGGUGCCGUCAGCAGCAGCAGCAGCAAAGGCAGCUAAGUACGGCGCCGGCGUUCCCGGUGUCGGUGUGGGCGGCGUCCCCGGCCUGGUGCCCGGAGUCGGAGGUGUCCCUGGCUUGGUGCCCGGUGUCGGAGGUGUCCCCGGGGCGGUGCCCGGUGUCGGAGGUGUCCCCGGGGUGGCAGGGGUGCCGUCGGCAGCAGCAGCAGCAAAGGCAGCUAAGUACGGCGCCGGCGUUCCCGGUGUCGGUGUGGGCGGCGUCCCCGGCCUGGUGCCCGGAGUCGGAGGUGUCCCUGGCUUGGUGCCCGGUGUCGGAGGUGUCCCCGGGGCGGUGCCCGGUGUCGGAGGUGUCCCCGGGGUGGCAGGGGUGCCGUCGGCAGCAGCAGCAGCAAAGGCAGCUAAGUACGGCGCCGGCGUUCCCGGUGUCGGUGUGGGCGGCGUCCCCGGCCUGGUGCCCGGAGUCGGAGGUGUCCCUGGCUUGGUGCCCGGUGUCGGAGGUGUCCCCGGGGCGGUGCCCGGUGUCGGAGGUGUCCCCGGGGUGGCAGGGGUGCCGUCGGCAGCAGCAGCAGCAAAGGCAGCUAAGUACGGCGCCGGCGUUCCCGGUGUCGGUGUGGGCGGCGUCCCCGGCCUGGUGCCCGGAGUCGGAGGUGUCCCUGGCUUGGUGCCCGGUGUCGGAGGUGUCCCCGGGGCGGUGCCCGGUGUCGGAGGUGUCCCCGGGGUGGCAGGGGUGCCGUCGGCAGCAGCAGCAGCAAAGGCAGCUAAGUACGGAGCUGGCGUUCCUGGCAUCGCUGGCGUUCCUGGUGUUCCUGGCGUUCCUGGUGUGCCUGGGGUUCCUGGUGCUGUUCCUGGUGUUGGAGUUGGUGGCCCGGCAGCAGCGGCCGCAGCCAAGGCUGCAGCGAAAGCAGCGGCGAUCGGAGCAGGACGUGUUCCUGGUGUUGGCAUUCCUGGUGUUGGCGUGCCCGGUGUUGGCGUUCCCGGUGUUGGCGUUCCUGGAGUGGGUGUGCCAGGUGUUGGCGUGCCCGGUCUGGUGCCUGGGGUCGGCGUUCCAGGAGUUCCGGCAGCCGCUGCCAAAGCAGCCGCCAAAGCAGCCAAGUACGGAGCAGGUGGCCUGGCUCCCGGUGUGGGUGGCCUGGCUCCCGGCGUGGGUGGCCUGGCUCCCGGCGUGGGUGGCCUGGCUCCUGGAGUAGGUGGCCUGGUUCCUGGAGUAGGUGGCCUGGUUCCUGGUGUUGGAGGUGUCCCAGGUGUUGGAGGUCCUGCAGCAGCAGCCAAAGCAGCAGCCAAGGCAGCCAAAUUCGGUGCCGGGGUUGGAGGGGUGCCAGGGGUGGUGCCUGGCGUGGGCGGAGUGCCCGGAGUGGCACCCGGUGUUGGUGGCGUGCCCGGCUUGGUGCCAGGGGUGGGAGUACCUGGAACUGGCAUCCUUCCUGGGGCAGGCAUCCCCCAAGUAGGGGUGCAGCCUGGUGCUAAACCUCCCAAAUUCGGUGUUCCUGGGGUUGGAGUCCCAGGGGUUGGUGGCCUCCCAGGUGGCCUUGGCGUCGGUGGGCUCGGCGUUGGUGGCCUCGGAGCUGCUGGGAAACCUCCCAAGCCAGGCGUUGGAGGUCCCGGCUUCGGCGUAUCACCGCUAUUUCCAGGUGGGGUCGGCGGCCUGGGAUUCGGCGGGAAGCCCCCCAAGCCCUACGGAGGAGCUCUGGGUGCCCUGGGCUUUAGAGGCGCGGGCUGCGCGGCAGGGAAGUACUGCGGGAGGAAGCGGAAGUAACGCUCCGUCACCGAUCACCUCAUGAACUUUGGUGCUACUGCAUGGUCCAGAAUGUAAAUCCGAAGCAAAGCUGAGACACCCUCUCCUCCAGCCCCGGAGCCCCCCGUCCAUCCCGGGGCCGUUCCCCGGCAGCGCCCGGCCCCCCCCGGCCCUCGGUCCCGGCAGGGAGCGCGGAAUAAACUGCGGGGAGCAGCCGUCCCCCUUGGUGCUAUCGCUCUCUGCGGGAUUUGGGGGCCCCAGAGCUGACCCCCGGGGGGGCACAGGAUGAGGGGCACCCCACAUUGGA
Messenger RNA from Melospiza melodia melodia, 3225 nucleotides. RefSeq names its product elastin (gene ELN). NCBI's taxonomy places the organism in Eukaryota, Metazoa, Chordata, Aves, Passeriformes, Passerellidae. The transcript is spliced from 42 exons. Gene Ontology annotation, molecular function: extracellular matrix structural constituent. The record is from RefSeq and is a predicted model, not a curated record. The coding region runs from base 117 to 2939 and encodes 940 amino acids.